AUGCCGUCGGAGGCCGAUUUGGACCGCCUGCGCUGCCGUCUUCACCAGUCCGGCGCCAUUGUAUCCUCUCGCUCUGUCGCGUCCAGGGCGGAUGCGAACUUUGACUUGGAGGUUGUCAACGUCGGCGAUGGACGGCGCGCCACCCCGGUAGAGCACUUGCUAGCGCGGCUGGAGCAGCACGGCCUACGUCGCCGACUGGUUGCCGAGGACGACGCCGCAGCGUACGCCGUGGAUGCAGCCGCACGCGCGGAUACGGAGGAGAACGCGGACGACGACGGCGACGAGAUGUAUGCAUCCGAGGAAGGCAACACUGAGGACCCCAGGGCCGUAUCCUCUUGCUCCUCGGGUGACGGGGCGUUCUCUUCCCCUGCGCCAUCUAAGGCCCCCGAAACGCGUGAAGCGUACUACUACCUCUGCGUUCCUUGUGAGCUCCGCCUCACGCGCAUCAGCCGCCGUCCGCCGCGCUGGCGCGCACUCGAGGACGUUCACUUCCACUUCUCCUCUGCGGCGCACCGCGCCACCGCGUCGUGGAUGGCGGACGACGACAUCGACGAGACGCUCCACUCCACGCCACUCGUCACGCCGACGCACUACUACAGUCGUAUCUACGUGAACGGCGUCCCAACACUCUUGUCACGCCGCCCGGGUGGGGGCGACAUGUUCUACCCACUGCCGCAUGAGCAGGACCUUGUGGCUCCUCCCAGCGCCGCGGCUGCACGCGACGGCAACCGUGUCGACUGCUUGCACGGCUCGCGGACGGUGUCAAACUCCUCAGAGGCGUCGGGGGCACCCGCCGGCAGGUUCUUUCCCCCGUCGACGCUACGAGGUGCGCAGGGCGGGCAACCUGUGUUGUGGCAUCGUGCCCUCCCCAGUCUCUGCACCAGAACGGUUCAGGUUGUCCGCCGCACGCGCUCCAGCUCUCUGACCGAUUUGCCAGCAGACCGGCGAAGGUACCGCGUGGCCCGCACGAGGUCGCGAGUUAUGGUAGGUGUUGACCAUUGUAGCCUCGACGAGUACCGCCAGCAAUCCUGGAUGCCGCUGCACAAGGUACCACUGUCGCUGGCCGUGUAUCGACUCCGCCGGGAGCGCGUUCCCAAGCCUCUGCUGGCCCGCCCCGAGUCCGCAGGCCCACAAGGACAGGCUGUGCCACUUCGGUUCAGCGAGUCCGCGGUGCGGGCAGCCCAGGCAGCUGAUGUGGCGCAUCGGACAGUGUACACGCAGCCCUACCACCCAAUAGCGGAGGGCUCUCGAGACUAUCACAGGCAAGGCGACGCCUUCACGGCAGCCGUGCCCGUGCCAACCACGGUCUUUGAGGAUGAGUGCUAUCGAGUCGCUCUCGUGUCCGCAGCGGAGCAGGCGCGCCGCGAGGGCCUCUCCCACCCGGAGGCCUCUCGAAAGGUGAGCCACUCCUUAUUUCCGGCCGACGUUGCGUCGGAGGAGAUCCAUCGCCCAGUGCUGACGCUUGAGCUACUCAUGCAGCACACCCAAUCCACUUCCCAGUCCUGGAGACCUGCCUUCGGGUUGAACACCGCAUUGGAUAGUUCCUUCGUGCCGUCCACCGCGCCACCUUCACCCUCUCGUCGCAGCAGCAUCAGUCACCUCACCCGCAGUAGCAGUUCAGGCAGCACAUCAUCUUCGACCUCGUCUGAGCACUCCAGCACGUCGAGGUCUUCAACUCACACCCGCAAACGGGUCAAGCUGGACGGCUGCCUGUGA
Leishmania major strain Friedlin is the source of this 1716-nucleotide messenger RNA. RefSeq lists its product as hypothetical. The coding region runs from base 1 to 1716 and encodes 571 amino acids. The record is from RefSeq and is a predicted model, not a curated record. The transcript has a single exon. NCBI's taxonomy places the organism in Eukaryota, Euglenozoa, Kinetoplastea, Trypanosomatida, Trypanosomatidae.